GCUUUUCUCUCUCGCAAAGGCGGCAAUGUUGCGCCGCCUGAUCAAGAAUGCGGUGGAUCGAAAUCUCGCGCGACGAUCGCCGCUCGGCACUGGCGCUGGCUAUGCAGCGUUUCACGGCGGGAAUGGUCUCUCGCAGCACAAGGGGCUUGCUGAGAGGAUUGUGCCCCAUGGAGUUCUUCCGCGAGCACCCUAUAAGCUGUUUGGAUGCCCGCUUUCCACUGGUGCAGUAAGCUUGGGCACGAAAGAGCUUGUUUCCGGUGGCAACGUUGCUCAAAAGGCCGUGUCAAGGUGGCUGUACGUGUGCUCCGGUUGGGUGUUCGGCAUGGUUGUUCUUGGAGGAAUGACCCGGCUGACGAGAUCGGGGUUAUCCAUGACGGACUGGAAAUUUACAGGGAGUCUGCCUCCUUUGUCGGCCGAAGAAUGGGAGAAGGAAUUCGAUAAGUACAGACAGUCGCCCGAAUACAGGACAGUUAACAAGGGAAUGAGCUUGGACGAGUUCAAGUUUAUCUACUGGAUGGAGUACGCGCACCGGAUGUCCGGUAGAGCACUUGGUGUUGUGUUUGCGCUCCCCUUCGGCUAUUUUCUCGUCAAAGGCUACAUCACCAGGGAACUUGGAGCUCGACUUGGUGUGCUUCUUGCUAUGGGUGCUGGACAGGGACUCGUUGGCUGGUGGAUGGUUAAAAGCGGCCUUGAGGAGCCUGCUACUGAAGGAGGUCACGCAAGAGUGAGCCCGUAUCGCCUUGCUACGCACUUGGCAUCAGCGUUCGUGAUAUACUCUGGAUUACUUUGGACAGCACUCUCUGUGGCUUCUCCCUCACCACCAUCGCCACAUCUCCCGCAAGUGGUGCUGCAAUCAAUGGCGAGGAUGAGACGCUUGGUGCUUCCAGUUUCCGGGCUGGUUGGACUGACUGCCUUGUCCGGGGCCUUCGUCGCAGGAAACGAUGCGGGACGCGCAUUCAACACUUUUCCGAAAAUGGGAGAUGAUUGGAUUCCCGAGGGCAUUCUUGCACUUCAGCCAACUAUAAAGAAUUUCUUCGAGAAUACCGCAACCGUGCAGUUCAACCAUCGUGUUCUUGCGACGACGACUUUGCUGAGCAUCGGGGCCGUCUGGCUGGCCUCGAGAGGCCUCGCAUUGCCAGGACCGGCGAGCAAACUCAUCACAGGCGCGGUUCACAUGACACUUCUCCAGGUUAGUCUCGGAGUCUACGCACUGCUGAGUUACGUCCCAGUACACGCCGGUGUUGCUCACCAAGCUGGAGCUCUCACGCUCUUCACGAUCAUGGUCGCGCUAGCUCACACUCUCAGGCGCCCCUUUCGUGGAGUCACGGAGACCACAAGGCUGAUGAAUCGCCUCGGCCAAAUCUAAAUCACUUUCUCGAUCGCUUCUAACGCUUGUAUCCCUCGCAAACUUCUCUCGAGAUUUUUUUUUGUCUCUUCUCUCUUUUUGUUCCUGGCAUUCAUGGAAGCUCUUUUUUGGUUCCUGGCAUUCAUGGAAGCUCUUUUUUUAACGUCUAGCUCAAAAGCUCCAACCGCAAAGUCCAAGGCCCGAAUCUCAUGCGUAGCUUUCACUUCAUAGUGGCCUUUGCCUUUGUAAACAUGAUGUAAAUAUUC
Messenger RNA from Selaginella moellendorffii, 1611 nucleotides. RefSeq names its product cytochrome c oxidase assembly protein COX15. The transcript has 9 exons. Gene Ontology annotation, biological process: heme A biosynthetic process. The record is from RefSeq and is a predicted model, not a curated record. Gene Ontology annotation, cellular component: mitochondrial inner membrane. Lineage: Eukaryota; Viridiplantae; Streptophyta; Lycopodiopsida; Selaginellales; Selaginellaceae. Gene Ontology annotation, molecular function: oxidoreductase activity, acting on NAD(P)H, heme protein as acceptor. Bases 26 to 1366 code for a protein of 446 amino acids.